UCUUUUCACUACGUGGCAAAUGGGUGCGAUGUCAAGGAUAAUCGGACAGUGUUGCUUCUGUUGCAUGGGUUCCUUGAUUUUUGGUAUAUUUGGAACAGGUUGACACCGGAACUUGGCAAAGAUUUCUGCGUGGUUGCACCGGACUUACGGGGUUAUGGCAACACGACAAGGCCAAAUGACACGGCCGAUUAUCUGAUGAAGUAUUUAAUCGAAGACGUGAAAGGGCUUGUGGAAGAGUUCAGCAAUAACUCAAGCAGGAAAGUCGUGCUUGUAGGUCAUGACUGGGGUGGAAUGAUGAGCUUCUGCUUCGCCACAGUAUAUGAAAAAUUGAUACACAGGAUGAUUAUUAUAAAUGGCAUGCAUCCUAGGGCUUUUACAAGGCAGCUGUUUCGCAGUGUAAAGCAAAUGAGAAUGUCCUGGUACCAGCUUCCCUUCCGACGCCCCGUUGUGCCCGAGAACUACCUGAUCUUGAACGAUUUGGCUUUCUUAGACAAAGUACACAAGGGCUUCACACAAGAGGAGAAGUAUGCACACAAGUACAUUUACUCGCAGCCAGGAGCACUGACCGGCACCAUCAACUAUUACCGGGCCUUCAACAAUGACAGUGACCAGUUCAGCAAAAUUCCGUUCCGCAAGAUAAACGUCACAACACUCAUACUCUGGGGAGAACACGAUGAAUUCAUAAUGACGCGCGUCGCGUUCUACAACCAAUACUGGCUGUCGAAUUCAGUGGCCAUCUACUACGAGGGAGCGGGACACUUCCCGCAACGAGAAUGUCCCAAUCACGUGAUAGGCCGCAUCCGUGAAUUCGCGAAGCAUGGAAACGUGUCGAUACCCGAGGAGAAUCGUUGGUGGUUGCAGAGGUACUGGCAAAGUAGAGACCACUGCCGCGAGUCCAGGAAACCACGGGGAACCUGGAUACAUCGGGCUCCGCCUUUUAUUCCUGAUAAUGCGAAGCUACCCAAAGAAAUGUUAGAAUAA
Molecule: messenger RNA, 981 nt
Organism: Rhipicephalus microplus (southern cattle tick)
Lineage: Eukaryota; Metazoa; Arthropoda; Arachnida; Ixodida; Ixodidae
Product: epoxide hydrolase 4
Molecular function (GO): catalytic activity
Source: RefSeq, a predicted model, not a curated record